AUGGCGGACAGGGAAAUCUACUCAGCGACGUACAGCAAUGUUCCCGUCUAUGAACUCAAGGUCGGCGGCGACCAUGUUAUGCGCCGCAGGUCCGACAACUGGGUCAACGCUACACAUAUUCUGAAGAUUGCUGGGUUUGACAAACCAGCGCGGACCAGGAUCCUCGAACGUGAGGUGCAGAAGGGUGUCCACGAGAAAAUUCAAGGCGGUUAUGGAAAAUAUCAAGGCACAUGGGUCCCUCUGACCGAAGGUCGGUCGCUAGCUGAGAAGCAUGGUGUGCUUGACCGCACUGCCCAAAUUUUCGACUUCGUCCCGGGUGAUCGAAGCCCGCCUCCUGCUCCCAAGCAUACCACCGCUGUCUCAAACCGUCCCAAGCAACCGAAACAGCCUGCCGUUCCACGCAAAGUUCCGUCGCAGCCAACCCAACAUUACCCACCUGUGGACGGCUACGAAAGCGCCAGUGUACAUUACAAUGGGACGGAAAGUCGAGACCACUCUCCAGAGACUGCUUCAUUCAUGGCAGAAGACGACUUCCUUCCACUUUCACAAAAUUCUACUGCUUCGAGAAAGCGAAAACGAGAUUUUGAAGAAAUCGCUCCUACUGCAUCAGACCUCGAACAUACCAUGUAUGGCGAUGAACUAUUGGAUUACUUUGUUACGGCUGGUGAUGACCCGGCUGCCUCCAAUAUCCUACCACCAGAACCCCCAACAAACUUCGAUGUUGACAGGCCGAUUGAUAAUCUGGGUAACAACGCUCUGCACUGGGCUUGCGCCAUGGGUGAUGUUGCGGUUGCACGAGACCUCCUCGCACGCGGUGCAAAUCCUGCUGCCCAAAACAAGAGCUCACUUGAAACCCCUCUGAUUAGAGCUGUCUUGUUCACCAACAAUUACGACAAGAAGACUUUCCCGAAGAUCGUGCAGGCUUUGGCCGGAACGAUUGUGGAGCGGGACGCUUAUGGGGCGACCGUUUUCCACCACAUCGCCGAGUCAGCGCGCUCCAGGGGAAAAUGGAGUUGUGCUCGGUACUAUUGCGAAGUCCUGAUAAACAAAAUGCACGAAAUGGGCUCAAACUACGUUCAAGCACUCCUUACCUCCAUUGACCACAAUCACGACACUGCAGCACUCUGCGCUAUCCGCAACGGAUGUGUCAAAGUCGCAACAUUCCUCCUCAACCAUUGCCCUGAAGCCGGAGACAUACCAAAUUUGAAGGGAGAGACUGCCAACGAGUAUCUCAGAGCUCUUCGAGAGAAGAAGGAAAGCCUUCAGCAGCCGGGCUCAUCGCCCCCACGUGCUGGAGAGUCUUUCGCGGCCAAACAAUCGCGCCGUAAGCGACAAAAAGAAGCUCUGUCACGCGCUGCCUCUUUGGUGCUCGAUAAGAUCGUCCCUCUGAUGGACGCGGGCAGCUACAAAAUAGCCGACAUGUACGAUUUGCAGAUCUCGGAGCGGGACACGGAAAUUGCAGAAGCCAAACACGCACUGACCGAGCUCGAGAAUCAGCGACAUAAGAUUCGACAAGAGACCUUUUCACUGAUGGCCAAGGUUGAGGAUGUAUCCAAGAUUCCCUCAUUGAGACAGGAAUAUGACGAAUGUUUACGCGAGGUGGAGUCUCUCCUUGAACAAAAAGAGCAUGCGGCCCUGCAGAAUGAAGUGUUUCAGCAAGACCAGCAGACGAGUCCCGAGGCGUUCCGUUUCCCCAAUACAUCAGCACUGUCCCCUGAUGAAAUACGUGCGGUGGUGCCAUGGGCAGUUGAGCUCAACAAUCAACAAAAUCUUCGCCGACAGUGGGUCAAAGAUAUUGCCAAACUGAUGAGUGAGGCGGGUGCAGGCGAGAAGGUUGGCAAACACAGAAAACUCGUAGCGAUUGCUACUGGGCUUAAGGAGGAUGAGCUGGACGACAUGUCGGUCGAGCUGUUGGAAAGUUUGCAGGGAAACCAGGCUGGCAAUCCCCCGCAAACACCCCCUCAUGCUCCGGCUGAGGUUCAAGCUUGA
This is a messenger RNA of Fonsecaea nubica, 1989 nucleotides long. RefSeq lists its product as hypothetical. Gene Ontology annotation, cellular component: SBF transcription complex; MBF transcription complex. Gene Ontology annotation, molecular function: DNA binding; protein binding; transcription regulator activity. NCBI's taxonomy places the organism in Eukaryota, Fungi, Ascomycota, Eurotiomycetes, Chaetothyriales, Herpotrichiellaceae. The transcript has 3 exons. Bases 1 to 1989 code for a protein of 662 amino acids. The record is from RefSeq and is a predicted model, not a curated record.